AUGCUCAACGACCACUCGAAAGUCAGCAUCGCGCAAAUUGUGUUCUAUAUUCCAGCUAUUGCUGUCUCUGCAUACCUAGCAUGCUACCGCCACAACCGUCCGCGCAUGUCAUGGAUCAUCUUGCUGUUUUUCUCGCUCAUUCGAUUUACUGCCGGUAUUCUGGUGCUCAUCUACCAGUACAAGCCCAGCACCGGAGUGAUGGUAGCAUCUACUAUCCUUCUAAACGCCGGCGUGUUCCCCUUGGUAGCAGCUACAAUGGGCUUGGUCCGAAUUAUAGUGGCGAAUGAGGAUAAAUUAAACCCACAGAUCAGUCGGUGUUUACUUUUCUCCCGUGUGCUCUUUUUCGUGGGCCUCGGUCUUCAAAUUGCAGGUGGCUGUUUAGAGGGCAGUGACAGUGCCAGCAAUGUAGACAUUGGCGUCAAGCUCGUCAAAGCAGGGUACAGUUGUUUGGUGGUAUUUGUGGCUUGUCUGCUUGGUGUUCAGGGUUAUUUCUGGAUGCAUCUCUCAAGUCUUUCAAGGGAGAACAAAAUGAUUCUUCAAGCUAUGUCUAUCGCCCUCCCAUUCAUCGUUGUUCGCAUCACGUAUCUUUUCCUUUCGGUCAUCCACCCGUCUGAUCAUAGAUGGAAUGACUUGGCCGGUCCGAUUACCCCAUAUCUGCUGAUGGGUCUGGUCAUGGAGUAUGCUGUCUUUUGCAUCUAUCUCGCUACUGGGUUCAUCAUUCCUCGUCAGCGAGGCAAGAAAGCUGAGAGUACACAGGGACUUGGUGGUUAUUCAUCGGUGGAAGAGUCGUAA
This is a messenger RNA of Penicillium daleae, 792 nucleotides long. RefSeq lists its product as uncharacterized. The transcript has 4 exons. NCBI's taxonomy places the organism in Eukaryota, Fungi, Ascomycota, Eurotiomycetes, Eurotiales, Aspergillaceae. Bases 1 to 792 code for a protein of 263 amino acids. Gene Ontology annotation, cellular component: membrane. The record is from RefSeq and is a predicted model, not a curated record.